ACUCAGUUGUCAAUGUAUAUCCCUCUGGGAUCAGGGAACCAAUCAGAUGCAUUGAACAAUCCCUAGCAUGGUUUACAGCUUUGGCAGAAGUAGGACGGACGUCAUUUUUUUGGUCUUCAGUAUGAAAUAGAGCAGUUUGGGCUUUAAACAUGAACCAGGAGUUGGAUUUUAUGUUUAUUAAAUAUGCGCGGGUCUGGAUCCCAGAUGACGAGGAGGUGUGGAAGUCAGCGGAGCUCACUAAAGACUACAGACAAGGAGACGGCGUACUGCAGCUACAGCUGGAGGAUGGAAAGGACCUGGAGUUUAAAUUGGACCCCAAGACAAACAACUUGCCACACCUGCGUAACCCAGAUAUCCUGGUGGGAGAAAAUGACCUGACGGCUCUCAGCUACCUUCACGAACCCGCUGUGUUACACAACCUGAAAGUGCGCUUCAUCGACUCCAAGCUCAUCUACACAUACUGCGGUAUUGUUCUAGUCGCUAUAAACCCAUAUGAGACUCUUCCCAUCUAUGGAGCGGACAUCAUAAAUGCAUACAGUGGACAGAACAUGGGGGACAUGGACCCUCACAUUUUUGCAGUGGCUGAAGAAGCAUACAAGCAGAUGGCCAGGGAUGAGAGGAAUCAGUCCAUUAUUGUAAGUGGAGAAUCUGGAGCGGGAAAAACGGUUUCGGCCAAAUACGCCAUGCGUUACUUUGCCACAGUCAGUGGAUCUGCCAGCGAAGCCAACGUGGAGGAGAAGGUUCUGGCAUCUAACCCCAUCAUGGAGUCUAUUGGUAACGCCAAGACCACCAGGAAUGACAACAGCAGUCGAUUUGGAAAAUACAUUGAGAUCGGCUUUGAUAAGAAGUAUCACAUCAUUGGUGCUAACAUGAGGACAUAUCUGCUGGAGAAAUCACGUGUGGUGUUUCAGGCGGACGAAGAGAGGAAUUAUCAUAUCUUCUAUCAGCUCUGUGCAUCUGCUCACCUCCCGGAGUUUAAAGCCCUGAAACUUGGAAAGGCUAAUGAUUUCCACUACACCAAACAGGGCAGGAAUCCAGUCAUAGAUGGAGUAGAUGAUGCCAAGGAGAUGUCGACCACCAGGAACGCCUUCAUACUGCUAGGUAUAAAUGAGUCCUAUCAGAUGGGCUUGUUUCAGAUAUUGGCUUCCAUUUUGCAUCUUGGAAAUGUAGACGUAAAGGAUAGAGACUCGGACAGCAGUAUUAUUCCACCAAACAAUGGUCACCUGAGUGUGUUUUGUGAGUUGAUGGGAGUGACAUAUCAAGACAUGUCACAUUGGCUCUGUCAUAAGAAGUUGAAGACUGCGACUGAGACGUACAUAAAGCCCAUUCCCAAGCUUCAGGCCAUAAAUGCCCGUGACGCUCUCGCCAAACAUAUCUACGCCAAACUCUUCAACUGGAUUGUGGACCAUGUGAACAAAGCUCUGCAUUCAACGGUCAAGCAACACUCCUUCAUUGGAGUCCUGGACAUUUACGGGUUUGAGACUUUUGAAAUCAACAGUUUCGAACAGUUCUGUAUCAACUAUGCCAAUGAGAAACUACAGCAACAGUUCAACAUGCAUGUGUUUAAGUUGGAGCAGGAGGAGUAUAUGAAAGAGCAGAUCCCGUGGACUCUCAUUGAUUUCUAUGAUAAUCAGCCGUGUAUCAACCUUAUAGAGGCCAAGAUGGGCAUCCUGGACCUGCUAGAUGAAGAGUGCAAGAUGCCGAAGGGUUCGGAUGACUCCUGGGCUCAGAAACUCUAUAACACUCAUUUGAAGACGUGUGCACUUUUUGAAAAGCCGCGGAUGUCCAAUAAAGCUUUCAUUAUUCAGCACUUUGCAGAUAAGGUGGAGUAUCAGUGUGAUGGUUUUCUGGAGAAGAAUAAAGACACGGUGAACGAGGAGCAGAUAAAUGUUCUGAAGGCCAGUAAGUUUGACCUGCUGGUGGAGCUGUUCCAUGAUGAGGAGAAAGCCACAAGUCCAACCGGUGCUGCUACUGGCCCAGGAGGACGUACUCGCCUCAGUGUCAAACCAGACAAGGGCAAAUCCACCCAAGCCAGCAAAGAACACAAGAAGACAGUUGGACUGCAGUUCCGUAACUCUCUGCAGCUGCUGAUGGAGACACUGAAUGCCACCACACCUCAUUAUGUUCGCUGCAUUAAACCCAACGAUUACAAAUAUGCCUUCACGUUUGACCCUAAGAGGGCAGUGCAGCAACUGCGUGCUUGUGGAGUUUUGGAAACGAUCCGCAUCUCUGCAGCUGGUUUUCCAUCUAGGUGGACAUAUCAAGAGUUCUUUAGCAGGUAUCGUGUACUGAUGAAACAAAAAGAUGUUCUGACAGAUAAGAAGAUGACCUGUAAGAAUGUUUUGGAGAAACUGGUGCAGGAUCCAGAUAAGUACCAGUUUGGCAAGACCAAGAUCUUUUUCCGCGCAGGUCAGGUUGCAUACCUGGAGAAACUGCGUGCUGAUAAGUUGCGCGCUGCCUGUAUCCGUAUCCAGAAGACCAUCCGCUGCUGGCUGGCACGCAAGAAGUACCUGCGUAUGAAGCAUGCUGCCACGACUAUCCAGAGAUUUGUCCGUGGAUACCAGGCCCGCUGUCUUGCCAAAUUCCUGCGUCGCACACGUGCAGCAAUCAUCAUUCAGAAGUACCAGCGGAUGUACGUUCAGAAAACGUGUUACAAACGCAAGCAGGCUGCCGCACUGGCCAUGCAGUGCAUUCUCAGAGCGUACAUGGCCAGACAGCUGUACAAAGCGCUGCUGCGUGAGCACAAGGCUGUCAUUAUUCAGAAGAUGGUGCGUGGCUGGCUGGCUCGGCAAUGGUUCAAGCGCUCGCUCAAAGCCAUAGUUUACCUGCAGUGCUGCAUCAGGCGAAUGCGAGCCAAGCGAGAACUCAAGAAGCUCAAGAUCGAGGCACGCUCUGUCGAACACUUCAAGAAGCUCAACAUUGGCAUGGAGAACAAGAUCAUGCAGCUGCAGCGCAGGAUAGACGAUCAGAACAAGGAGAACCGUUCCAUGAGCGAGCGUUUGAACACUCUAGAAACCAGCCAUGCUGUUGAGUCGGAGCGCAUGCGCGUGGAAGUGACGCGCCUGCGGGGUGCAGAGGAGGACGCCAAAAACAACGCCAACAAAGUCACAUCUCUUCUGGAGGAGCUGGAGCGACUACGCAAAGACCUGCAGAACACACAGAAAGAGAAGAAAGCCAUCGAGGACUGGGCUCAGACCUACCAGGAUGAGAUGGAAAAGAUGAUCUCAGAGCUAAAAGAGCAAAACCAGCUGCUGAAGACCGAGAAAAACGACCUAAACCAACUGAUCCAGGAACAGAGCCAGCAGUGGACAGACAAAAUGCAGAGGGCUCUGAAAGAGGAAACCCAGCAGUUAGAAAACGAUUUAAACGAAGAACGAUCUCGCUACCAAAAUCUCCUCACCGAACACCUCCGACUAGAGGAGAAAUACGACGAUUUGAAAGAAGAGAUCACACUCGCUGUGAAUGUUCCAAAACCUGGUCACCGGCGCACAGACUCCACACACAGCAGCAACGAAUCAGAAUGUACCUACAACUCAGAGUUCGCAGAGUCCGAGGAGGGAUCCCGCGUCGGAGAGGAUGUUUCCAAGUCAAUCCUGGACAUGUCUCUGUUCCUGAAGCUGCAGAAGAGAGUUUCCGAACUCGAGCAAGAAAAGCAGUCGCUGCAGAACGAACUGGACCGCAGAGAAGAGCAGUUUCAGCGGGCUAGAGCUCGGGAUGACGAAGAACAUAAGAAAGCCCGAGGUGCAGAGCUUGAGUAUGAAUCUCUCAAGCGUCAGGAGCUGGAGUCUGAGAACAAAAAGCUGAAGCAUGAUCUGAAUCAGAUGCGUCAGUCGCUGAGAGGCAGCGCUGAGGCCGGUUCUGGUGCUCCUGGUUCUCCUGCGUACACUGUUCUUCUGGAUCAGCUCAACGCCUCCAACGAGGAGCUGGAGGUGCGCAAAGAGGAGGUUCUGAUUCUGCGCUCACAGCUCGUCAGUCAGAAAGAAGCCAUGCAGCACAAGACGACCAUGACUGAACCUCUGCCAUACAUCGAGGAUGUGCAGAAGCUCACUGAUGCCAAGGAGAUCUCGCAGGCCUACAUGGGCCUCAAAGACACCAACAGAUCCCCCAGGUUCACACGCAGACCGACUGAAGUGAACGAGCUCAUGAGCAGGUUGAGAUCCCCAUUCCCUGACUACCAUAAGCUGAAUGAGGAUGGAGAACUGUGGCUGGUUUAUGAAGGGUUAAAGGAAACUAACAGGCUGUUGGAGUCUCAGUUGCAGGCUCAGCGUCGCUCUCACGAGAACGAGGUGGAGGUUUUACGUGGAGAGUUGCAGAGUCUUAAAGAGGAGAAUAAUCGUCAGCAGCAGCUGUUGGCGCAGAACCUGCAGCUUCCUCCAGAGGCCAGGAUUGAGGCCAGUCUUCAACACGAGAUCACACGCCUCACCAACGAGAACCUGGAACUUCACUCUGAUGAUCCAAAGGAGUAUAAAGCCUACAGAAUCAGCAUGUUACGCAGGAUGGUUGAUCUUAUGGAGCAGCUGGAGAAACAGGACAAGACCGUUCGUAAGCUGAAGAAACAGCUCAAAGUCUUUGCAAAGAAGAUCAAUGAUCUGGAAGGUGGGCAGAUGGACGUGUCUCCAGGACAGACGGCUGACGAGCCCGUUCAUCCGGUGAACAUUCCACGCAGAGAGAAAGAUUUCCAGGGAAUGCUGGAAUACAAAAAAGAGGAUGAACUCAAACUGGUCAAAAAUAUCAUACUUGAGCUGAAGCCUCGUGGUGUGGCAGUGAAUCUGAUACCAGGUCUGCCCGCAUACAUCCUCUUCAUGUGUCUACGCCAUGCUGACUACAUCAACGAUGACCAGAAAGUGCGAUCUCUACUCACCUCUGUCAUCAACAGCAUCAAGAAGAUCCUCAAGAAACGAGGUGAUGACUUUGAGACUGUUUCCUUCUGGUUGGCCAACACAUGUCGUUUCCUGCACUGCCUGAAACAGUACAGCGGUGAUGAGCAAUUCAUGAAGCAUAACAGCCCAAAGCAGAAUGAACACUGUCUCUCUAACUUCGACCUGGCAGAGUACCGGCAGGUUCUGAGCGAUCUGGCCAUUCAGAUCUACCAGCAGCUCAUCAAGUGUAUGGAAAACAUCCUGCAGCCCAUGAUCGUCUCUGGCAUGCUGGAACACGAAACCAUCCAGGGUGUGUCAGGAGUGAAGCCCACGGGUCUCCGCAAGAGGACGUCCAGUAUUGCAGAUGAAGGCACGUACACACUGGACUCCAUCAUCCGUCAGCUCAACACCUUCCACUCCAUCAUGUGUCACCACGGCACUGACCCCGAGCUCAUCAAGCAGGUGGUCAAGCAGCAGUUCUACAUCAUCGGCGCCGUCACCCUCAACAACCUGCUGCUGCGCAAGGACAUGUGCUCCUGGAGCAAGGGCAUGCAGAUCAGGUAUAACGUGAGUCAGCUGGAGGAGUGGUUGAGAGAUAAGAACCUCAUGACAUGCGGCGCUAAAGAAACACUGGAGCCGUUGAUUCAGGCUGCGCAACUACUGCAGGUGAAGAAGAAAACUGAUGAGGACGCCGAGGCCAUCUGCUCUAUGUGUAACGCCCUCUCCACAGCACAGAUUGUGAAAGUGCUGAACUUGUACACGCCUGUCAAUGCGUUUGAAGAGCGAGUGUCAGUGUUGUUCAUUAGAACAAUACAGACGCGUUUACGGGAUCGAAAGGAGUCGCCGCAGCUUCUGAUGGACACCAAACUCAUCUACCCCGUGACCUUCCCCUUUAACCCCUCCUCCCUCGCUCUGGAAACCAUUCAGAUCCCUGGCAGCCUCAAUCUGGCCUUCCUCACUCGUGUGUAGACCUGUCAAUCACCUCACAUCAACCAAUCACAUGGCAGGAACGGGGAGCCAAAAUAAAUAAAUAGAAAAAAAAGAUGAUCAUAGGUAAAUAAGCCACACACUUAAAGAGAAUGCAGUUUAGAUCAUGACAUCCCCUCUUUUUUGCUCUUCUUCAUCACUUUUGUUCAUUCAAUAAAAGGGUGAAUCUCACAAACAUGUCACGUAUGUGUUGAUCACGAAAAUCUAAAUGUUAUAAGUACUAUAUUUACCAUAAAAAAAAUGAAUCAUGUCGUUAUAUUAGAACAUAAGGAUUUUUGUUAUUUUAAUAACCAAACUUUCACAUUCAUUCUUAUUACUGUAUUGUGAGAUAUAUAUUUAUACAACAGUUCUAUCUGGUUCUUGAAUCUGAUUGGCUGAUAGCAAUAUUCUGCAAUAACAACACUUGUAUAGCCUCUUCACCUUUGUGUGUUACUUUGCUCACAUACAGUGACAGCAGAUCAAUGAACUCACUACAAUUUGACAAAUAUCGCAGCUAUUCGACAACAUAAAGUACUUUUGAGGCUUUUUAGGUAAGAAUGUAGUUGUUAAUAUUGCAACUAUGCAGUUUAUUUAGAAGGAUAGUGCCUAUUUUAAAUAUUUAUCACUUUGGAAAUAAAGCACAUCAGCAUCCAUCAGCCUGUCAUACUGAGCAGAGCAAAAAGGGUUGACGUUCCGCCAUAGGAUGGCGACAGAGACUGCAUAACAAGCCCUUAUAGGUGAAAAACCCAGUGUAAUUUCAAACUACAGCUGAUCAAAUCAUUAUAAAACAGGUAAGUGCCAUUCUAAAUUUAUCUCUCUUAUUUGUAUGUUUUAGUGCUGUAUUUAUACCAUAGUAAUCUGGUAAUGUUUGCUUUGAUUUGGCUUUUACUGGGUUAAUUAUUGUGAUCUCCCGAUUGCAAUAGAGAAAUACUAGGAAAUCUCUGUAGACUGAUGGCAUUUCAUGCCGUUCAGCCUUAUAAUCUUAAAAUGUGAGCAAAAAUCAACUGUUUUGUCAUCGCUUUUUAGACAUUACGGUAGAGAAUCAUUCAAAUAGUAGCUCUAAAAAGAAGUUUGUGAAGUAGCAACGACUGUUCUGACAACAGCUGUAGAUGUUAAUGAAUGGCGGAAGAAAGUAGUUCCUAAUACAAAAGGAUUUUUAGGCUCUCUGUGUUUGAUCUUCUAUUUUAUAUACACGAUUAUGCCGUCGAGCUGUUGUAUAAACGCAAUAUCACAUGAGUAGCAGUGCGAUAUGGCUGUAUAUCAUCACUGGUGGGAUACUAGAGCAACACACGCUUCGCAUCAGUGCCGAUAUACAGCCAUAUCGCACUGCUACUUGUGUGAUAUUGCUCAUAUAUCAUUCACAUUGUACUUGAAUUACAAAAUUGUAACUUUAAUUAAUUGUAAAUUAAUUAAAUAUCUACAUUUCACUUAAAUACAGUCAAAAUGUCAUUCAGAAUCUACUUUGACACUAAAUUGAAUGUGAAAAAAAACAAACAUGUUCCUAAAAACUGGAUUAAUUUUCUUUAUGGUAAAUAUAUUCUUCUUAUUUUCAUUUGAUUGUGGCGGUCUGGAUUUUGUUUUGGUGAGAUUCACCCUGGAAUAUUAUAGAGAUAUUUCACUUAUUAAAUGUUACGGAGGGAAAAGCGAAGGCUGAAAUAACUCAUUCUAACACAAAUGCCUUUUUUUGCCAGAAUAUGUUCACGGGGCUGUAUAAUCGUAUACAUAUAUAAAUAUCUAUGAAAUAUGUAUGAUGCUAGGAUAUUUUAUUUAUUGCUUUAUCAGAUGUUUGUUUGUUUUGUUUUUUCUCAAAUGCUAGCUAACAUGGAUAUCCAGUUGGAGAACGUACUCUAGUCCGCUGUGCUCAUCCAUAUCAGACAAAUAACUUAGACUUCUGGGUAACAAACUAAACAAAAGACAUUGGAGCUCAGCUGAUUUCUUUAGCAUAGAUGUUUAUUCGUUAGUAACGUGGUGAUGUUGAUUAGGUAAUAGCUAGCUAGCUAGUAGUCACAUCUGGUGUAACUCUGGCGGAAAAAUAACUCAGCAUCUCUUCCUCAAGAGCCUCAUGUUUACAUCUCUGACAUUCAGGAAUCAUUUGCAAAGAGAUGGUAGAGUCCAGACCCAGUGCAUGAUGGGAUUGUUUGGGUUUGCCUUCAUAUUGACCUGCUCUGCCAUUGUGGAACAUAUCAAAAGCCAGAGGUCUAAGCGAGAGUUUGUUCUAACGUAGGUUCAGUUUUGGCUCCUCACAGUACAGGGGUGUGAAUCUCAUGAAGAAAUGUUGGCAAAUAUCAAGUAAAUUGACAGAUUUUGUACUCAAAAAAGAAAAAUUUCGGAACACGUUGAUUGCAUUUGUUCCAUGACAAUUAUCACUAUUGCUUACACUGUAAGAAGUGGUCACUUUACUUUAAAGUUUGAGUAAACCCAUUGCUUUUUUAAA
This is a messenger RNA of Danio aesculapii, 8259 nucleotides long. RefSeq names its product myosin VAa (gene myo5aa). Gene Ontology annotation, cellular component: vesicle; actin cytoskeleton; myosin complex. Gene Ontology annotation, biological process: actin filament organization; vesicle transport along actin filament. The transcript is spliced from 42 exons. The record is from RefSeq and is a predicted model, not a curated record. Lineage: Eukaryota; Metazoa; Chordata; Actinopteri; Cypriniformes; Danionidae. Gene Ontology annotation, molecular function: microfilament motor activity; actin filament binding; ATP binding. The coding region runs from base 150 to 5828 and encodes 1892 amino acids.